Molecule: messenger RNA, 3474 nt
Organism: Anguilla rostrata (American eel)
Lineage: Eukaryota; Metazoa; Chordata; Actinopteri; Anguilliformes; Anguillidae
Gene: msh4
Product: mutS homolog 4
Exons: 20
Coding region: 170-2980 (936 amino acids)
Biological process (GO): mismatch repair; reciprocal meiotic recombination
Cellular component (GO): nucleus
Molecular function (GO): ATP-dependent DNA damage sensor activity; mismatched DNA binding; ATP binding
Source: RefSeq, a predicted model, not a curated record
CCUAAUCUGAUUGGUCGGAAGUGGAAAACAUUUAGGAGCAGUCGGGAAACAGCGGGAAAGUCAUUGCUAUCAGAUACAACAUACUGCCUAUAUAAUAAGCGCACGAGAAAACGUUUGUCCAAUUAUUCCAUUGUAUUUCUCACUCCAGAAUUUAAUUGACGCACUUAAUAUGUCACUAAACAUGUUAAACAGCAGCACAGAAGAGGUGACACCAGGUGAAACUUCAGAUUCGGCGCGAAGCUCGAGUUUAGAUCAGAACCCUGGUACUUCGACGACGCCAGGAUUCGGGUCGUGGGCUUCGCCAUCAUCACAACGUGGCCCACAAGUCACUGGCGUUACAAACGUAAAUCCAACACCUGUUUUGGGCGCUCAGUUGUCACGAACAGCACCACCCAAUCCUGUCACCUCAGGAGACUCUUGCCAGGGGGACCGAAGCUCCAGUACUGACAGAACCAGCGCGCCGAUCUUAAAAUCUGCUUUCAGCAGCUCUUUGGUUCGUGGUGUGGGAACUCCACGAAUAGGCCGGACCCCCGGCUCUACUGGUGCUGCCACUUCACACCAUGCGCGGACGCCCCAAACUGAACACACUGUGACCACCUGCUCCUCAGCAGCCUCUGGUGCCGCUGCCUCCGUGAUUGUGGCUGUGGUGGAGGGGCGUGGCCUGGCCCGGGGCGAGAUUGGAAUGGCCAGCAUCGACCUGAAAUUCCCAGAGCUCGUUAUGUCUCAGUUUGCAGACACUGGGGCUUACGCCAAGGUUAUCACCAAGCUGCACAUCCUGGCACCCUUGGAGAUUCUGAUGCCCGACACAGCCAGCGAAAAGGGAAAAGGGACCAAGCUGUUCAGCCUCAUUACUGAGAAUUUCCAGAAUGUGGCCUUCACUGCCAUCCAGAGGAGGUAUUUCAAUGAGAGGAAAGGGCUGGAGUACAUUCAGCAGCUGUGUGCACCGGAGUUCAGCACAGUCCUCAUGGAGGUGCAAGCUAAAUACUACUGCCUGGCUGCAGCAGCUGCCCUGCUGAAGUAUUUUGAGUUCAUCCAGAACUCCGUUUAUGCCCCUAAAUCACUCAAAGUGACCUUCAAAGGCAGUGAGCAGACUGCCAUGAUUGACUCCACCUCUGCCAGCAACCUGGAGCUUGUAGUCAACAACCGAGACGCUAGGAGCGAGCAUACCCUGCUGGGGGUGCUGAACUACACCCAGACUCCGGGAGGAGGGCGCCGGCUGCGCUCCAACAUCCUGGAGCCCCUGCUGGACGCCGACACCGUCAACAUCCGGCUGGACGCCGUGCAGGAGCUGCUGCAGAACGAGGAGCUCUUCUUCGGCAUGAAGAACGUGAUUGGACACUUUCUCGACACAGACCAGUUGCUCUCAGUUCUGGUGCAGAUCCCCAAGCAGGAAACGGUUCAAGUGGCAGAGGCGAAGAUCAUGCAUGUCAUUCAGCUGAAACACACACUGGAGUUAGUGGGACCGCUGAAGGCCGUGCUGAAAAACUGUCAGACCGCCCUGCUCAAAGCCUACUACAGCUCCCUGGAGGACAAGAGGUUUGACAGUAUCCUGGAGCAGAUCAAGACUGUUAUAAACGACGAUGUCGCUUAUAUGAAGGGCAGCCUUAGCAUGCGCACGCAGAAGUGCUACGCCGUGCGCCCCAACAUCAACGAGUUCCUGGACAUCGCCCGUCGCGCCUACACAGAGAUCGUGGACGACAUUGCAGGGCUAGUUGAUCAGAUGAGAGAGAAGUACAGCCUGCCCCUGCGUACCAGCUUCAGCACCACGCGGGGCUUCUUCGUCCAGCUGAAGCUGGAGGGCGUGGCCCUGCCCCAGGGCCAGCUUCCGGCGGAGUUCAUCAAGGUGACCAAGCACAAGAACAACUACAGCUUCACGGUGGCGGAUCUGGUCAAGAUGAACGACCGCUGCGACGAGGCUCUGCGGGAGAUCUUCCACAUGUCCUACGUGGUGGUGUGUCAGCUGCUGAGCACGGUGCACGAGCACGUGCACUGCCUGUACAAGCUCUCAGACGCCGUCUCCAUGCUGGACAUGCUGCUGUCGCUGGCCAACGCCUGCACCAUCUCCGACUACGUGCGCCCCGAGUUCACAGACACGCUGGCGAUCAAGCUCGGCCGACACCCGAUCCUGGAGCGGAUCUCCGGACAGCAGUCCGUCUCCAACAACAGCUACGUUUCCGAGGGCAGCAACUUCGUCAUCAUCACCGGGCCCAACAUGAGCGGGAAGUCCACCUACCUCAAGCAGGUGGCGCUGUGCCAGAUCAUGGCUCAGAUAGGCUCCUUUGUGCCUGCCGAGUAUGCCUCUUUCCGCAUUGCCGACCAGAUUUUCACCCGGAUUGGGGUGGACGAUGACUUCGAGACAAAUUCUUCCACAUUCAUGGUGGAAAUGAAGGAGAUUUCUUACAUAAUUCACAACGUGAGUGACAGGUCUCUCAUCAUCAUCGACGAGUUGGGGCGGGGCACCAGUGCCGAGGAGGGCGUCGGUAUCUGUCACUCAGUCUGCGAGUUCCUCCUUAACUUCCGGGCCUUCACUUUGUUCGCUACCCACUUCCUGGAGCUGUGCCAGCUGGAGACCCUUUACCCCAACGUGGAGAACCUGCACAUGGAGGUCCAGCACACCCGCUCUGCAGAGUCCGGCGCAGAGAAAGUGGUCUACACGUAUCUGCUAAGUCGGGGCUGCUCGGAGGAGAGGAAUUACGGUCUGAAGGCAGCAGAGAUGACUGCAUUACCACUGUCCAUAAUCCAGGAAGCAAAAGAGAUAGCUUCCAGUGUCAAUCAGCAGUUGUGGGCCAGACAGCACACUGACCCUGAGACCCUGCGCCAGCGGGCGGUCUACCGCCUGGCCACCCGCCUCCUGCAGACGGCCAGGAACUCCCGGCUGGACCCUGACAGCCUCCGCAUCUACCUGAAGGGUCUGAGGAGGCGGUAUGAGGCAGAGCUGCAGGUUGCUGGGGCGACAGUGUCCAUGGACACAGAGGAGUGAGCCAGGUGGAGAAGAUGGGGAUGAGCUGAUGAAGAGCUUGCAUGCUAUCUGUCUGGACAAAAAGAGGGAAAGAAGGAAAGAAGUGCUUUUAGCAUUAUGGUUUCCUCUGCUCAGAUGCACUGAACCAGUUUUUUUUCCCUCCCCCACGUCUGUGAAGGUUCUCAACACUGCUUUUAUGCAGGUACAUCACAGUGUCUCAUAACGGAAUUAAGCGUCGUUGUCAUCCCUUUCUGAGGCCCAGCCAAAAUUGGAACAGUUUGCUAAUGAGAUGAUUGGUCAUUGACAUUAAUAGAUCCAGGGUUUCGUCCGUAUGCUGUCAGUACACAUCAAAAGCGCAUACAGGUCAAAUGCUAAGCGCAAAUGUGCGUGUUGGAAUCGGUCUUAAUAUAAAAACUGAAACGAAACAUUUUAAGUAUGUAACACAGAAAUAUCCUUUCUUAAAAUGGAAGUUAUUCUGCACUUUGUCUCAUCCAAAACUUGCAGUACAGAUUUGG